AUGGCAAGCAGCUGGAAGGCCGUGCCUGAUAACAUCCUUUCUGAUAAGCCUCUGAGAGAUCAACAAGUGGCUGAUCAAGCUAUGAAAGCAUUGCAAAGGCUUGCCCCUGAAGCAAAAUCUGGUAAAAAGCCUUUCUUUCUCGCAGCUGGAUUUUAUAAGCCGCAUUUACCAUUCAUAUUCCCAGAGUCAGUGCUUAAUUUCUAUCCGAAAAAAUCAAUACGUUUGCCGAAAAAUCCGCACAUUCCUUUAAAUAUGCCAAAGAUCGCAUGGAGUAGUUACACCUUCCUAAGAAAACACCCUGAUAUAAAAGAUUUGAACAUAACUGGUGAAUUUAAUACAACACUGCCUAAAUUCAAAAUGCUCGAAUUACGUCGCGCCUAUUAUAGUGCCGUGACGUUUAUCGACUUUCAGAUCGGUCGUGUUCUCAUGGAGGUAGACAGGCUUGGACUGAGUUCAAAUACAGUCGUUGUGUUCUGGAGUGAUCAUGGGUUUCACUUGGGUGAAAACGGUGAAUGGUGCAAGAAUACUGCUUUUGAAAUGUCUACGUGGGCACCUUUGAUGUUUCAUAUACCAGGAGUUACUGACCACGGUAUUGAAUCUGUCCAAUUAGCAGAAUUUGUAGAUUUGUACCCGACACUUUUAGAAGCUGUCGGUCACCGACCGCCGCCAAUAUGUCCACAAAACUCAAGGAAAAUUAAUUUCUGUGUCGAGGGAGUGAGUGUUUUAAGCCUUAUUGACCAGCCAAAUAAACCAAUAAAAACUGCCGUUUUCUCCCAAGUUGCGAGACCUAAUAGAACAAUGGCAUAUAUUGUAAGGACGAAAAACUACAGAUACACGGAAUAUGUUCACUACAAUUAUGCCACUGGUAAAAUAAAUUGGCAAACAAAGGCUGUAGAAUUGUAUGACCUUUCAAAGGAUCCGUUUGAAAAUAUAAAUGUUGCAGGCUUCAAAAAGUAUGGUCAUGUGAUAGCUGAAUUACGUGUUAAACUUAAAUUAGGAUGGAGAAAAUCAUUACUACCGAACAGCUCUAGAAAUGAAAGCAGACCAAUGGAUAAGAUAAUAAGUGAUCAAACAACGGACGUAAAAAGUAAUGAUGAAACAAGGGAUGUAUUAAGCAAUGAUAAAACAAAGGAUGUAUUAAGCAAUGAUAAAACAAUGGAUGUAUUAAGCAAUGAUAAAACAAAGGAUGUAUUAAGCAAUGAUAAAACAAUGGAUGUAUUAAGCAAUGAUAAAACAAAGGAUGUAUUAAGCAAUGAUAAAACAAUGGAUGUAUUAAGCAAUGAUAAAACAAGGGAGACCAAUUUUGAUGAAGCUCAAUCAGACGGUCCAGGAGAAGAGUCACUCUCAUCCUAG
Mercenaria mercenaria is the source of this 1353-nucleotide messenger RNA. Its product is annotated as iduronate 2-sulfatase-like. Gene Ontology annotation, molecular function: iduronate-2-sulfatase activity. The transcript is spliced from 2 exons. The record is from RefSeq and is a predicted model, not a curated record. The coding region runs from base 1 to 1353 and encodes 450 amino acids. Lineage: Eukaryota; Metazoa; Mollusca; Bivalvia; Venerida; Veneridae.